GGCCUGACCAAGUCGGUUUAGGAUUUAUCCAUUUCCUUCUUUUUUUAAAAAAGAAAUAUCAGAGAAAGUCGGUCAAGUUGAUUUAUAAAUUGCCUCUUACCCUUCAUUUUUUCAUCAUUACUACUUUCUAUCUAAUCCUCUCUCCAAUAAUCAUCAAAUUCUCCACAAGAACCCUAAUCCCUUCUCUUCGUACAUUCAAGAUGCAAAUCUUCGUGAAAACCCUAACCGGUAAGACCAUCACUCUCGAGGUCGAGAGUUCUGAUACCAUAGACAAUGUCAAGGCUAAGAUCCAAGACAAGGAGGGGAUUCCCCCAGAUCAGCAGAGGCUGAUUUUCGCUGGAAAGCAGCUCGAGGACGGUCGCACCCUCGCUGACUACAACAUCCAAAAGGAGUCGACCCUUCAUCUGGUGCUCCGUCUACGAGGCGGUAUGCAAAUCUUCGUUAAAACCCUCACAGGAAAGACUAUUACUUUAGAGGUCGAGAGCUCGGACACCAUUGACAAUGUUAAAGCUAAAAUUCAAGAUAAGGAGGGCAUUCCCCCAGACCAGCAGAGGUUGAUUUUCGCUGGAAAGCAACUUGAGGAUGGCCGGACUCUAGCUGACUACAACAUACAAAAGGAGUCCACCCUUCAUUUGGUUCUCCGUCUUCGUGGCGGUAUGCAAAUUUUUGUCAAGACCCUCACUGGAAAGACCAUAACUUUGGAGGUUGAGAGCUCUGACACCAUUGACAACGUGAAAGCUAAAAUACAAGACAAGGAGGGAAUCCCCCCAGACCAGCAGAGGCUCAUCUUUGCCGGGAAGCAGCUAGAGGAUGGUAGGACUCUUGCUGAUUACAACAUUCAAAAGGAGUCCACCCUUCAUUUGGUUCUCCGUCUUCGUGGCGGUAUGCAAAUCUUUGUCAAGACCCUCACUGGAAAGACCAUAACUUUGGAGGUUGAGAGCUCUGACACCAUUGACAACGUGAAAGCUAAAAUACAAGACAAGGAGGGAAUCCCCCCAGACCAGCAGAGGCUCAUCUUUGCCGGGAAGCAGCUAGAGGAUGGUAGGACUCUUGCUGAUUACAACAUUCAAAAGGAGUCUACCCUCCACUUGGUUCUCCGUCUUCGUGGUGGUAUGCAAAUCUUUGUCAAGACCCUCACUGGAAAGACCAUAACUUUGGAGGUUGAGAGCUCCGACACCAUUGACAACGUAAAAGCUAAAAUACAAGACAAGGAGGGAAUCCCCCCAGACCAGCAGAGGCUCAUCUUUGCCGGGAAGCAGCUAGAAGAUGGUAGGACUCUUGCUGAUUACAACAUUCAAAAGGAGUCUACCCUCCACUUGGUUCUCCGUCUUCGUGGUGGUAUGCAGAUUUUUGUUAAGACCCUUACUGGGAAGACAAUAACCUUGGAGGUUGAGAGCUCCGACACAAUUGACAAUGUCAAAGCAAAAAUCCAAGACAAGGAGGGUAUCCCACCAGACCAGCAGAGACUUAUCUUUGCCGGUAAGCAACUAGAGGAUGGGAGGACUCUUGCUGAUUACAACAUUCAAAAGGAAUCUACUCUCCACUUGGUUCUCCGUCUUCGUGGUGGUAUGCAGAUUUUCGUAAAGACCCUUACAGGAAAGACAAUAACCUUGGAGGUUGAGAGCUCCGACACUAUUGACAAUGUCAAAGCAAAGAUCCAAGACAAGGAAGGUAUCCCACCAGAUCAGCAGAGACUUAUCUUUGCCGGUAAGCAACUCGAGGAUGGAAGGACACUUGCUGACUACAACAUUCAGAAAGAGUCCACCCUUCAUCUUGUGCUUCGUCUUCGUGGUGGAAUGCAAAUUUUUGUGAAGACCCUUACAGGAAAGACCAUCACCCUCGAGGUUGAAAGCUCGGAUACAAUCGACAAUGUAAAGGCAAAAAUUCAAGAUAAGGAAGGAAUCCCCCCUGACCAACAGAGGUUGAUUUUUGCUGGGAAGCAAUUGGAGGAUGGCAGGACUCUUGCGGAUUACAACAUCCAGAAAGAGUCGACCCUUCACCUUGUGCUGCGUUUGAGGGGUGGCAUGCAGAUCUUUGUGAAGACAUUGACUGGGAAGACCAUCACUUUGGAGGUGGAGAGCUCCGAUACCAUUGAUAAUGUCAAGGCGAAAAUUCAAGACAAAGAGGGCAUCCCACCAGACCAGCAGAGGUUGAUUUUUGCUGGGAAACAAUUGGAAGAUGGAAGGACUUUGGCUGAUUACAACAUUCAGAAGGAGUCUACUCUUCACCUUGUUCUCCGUCUUCGUGGUGGCAUUUAAAUCUGUUUCGCUAUUAUGAAUGCAUUUUAUUUUUCUGUUUAUGGUUUACUACUAUGGAACUGCUUUUAUGUUUUAGUACGGUUUAUGGUUUUAAAAACUUUUAUAUAUGACGGUUUAUGGUUUGGCCUAGGGAGGUCUGAAUAAAAUUUGGUAUUUCGUGCU
Cannabis sativa is the source of this 2420-nucleotide messenger RNA. Its product is annotated as polyubiquitin-like. Gene Ontology annotation, cellular component: nucleus; cytoplasm. Gene Ontology annotation, biological process: modification-dependent protein catabolic process; protein ubiquitination. The record is from RefSeq and is a predicted model, not a curated record. Gene Ontology annotation, molecular function: protein tag activity; ubiquitin protein ligase binding. NCBI's taxonomy places the organism in Eukaryota, Viridiplantae, Streptophyta, Magnoliopsida, Rosales, Cannabaceae. Bases 201 to 2258 code for a protein of 685 amino acids. The transcript is spliced from 2 exons.